Molecule: messenger RNA, 1142 nt
Organism: Microplitis mediator
Lineage: Eukaryota; Metazoa; Arthropoda; Insecta; Hymenoptera; Braconidae
Exons: 8
Coding region: 249-896 (215 amino acids)
Molecular function (GO): protein binding
Source: RefSeq, a predicted model, not a curated record
CACGCAUCAAUCCAGUAUACGGCAUUACACUGGGCAGCCAAGCACGGGGAUGAAAACAUCGUCAAGUUGAUUGCCGGGACCUACAAGGACUACAUAAAGAGCGUAAACGAGACAACGAACGGGGUGAGUUUUAUUGAAGGAGUUUAAGUAAGAGCUAAUUUAGUGCUUGGAGGUUUAAAUAAAGGACGUAGGGCGCGGGCGGAGGGUGGGCUUUCGAAGCAGGCUGAGGAGACAGCAGAUAGGAUCAGAUGCGUGUGGUCUCUGGGUUUGCUCCGGGAUACACGGCGUUACACAUCGCGAUGCAGUUUGAUCACGAGAACAUCUUCAACCUCCUUGUCCAGGUGUACGGUGCAAAUCAAGAGAUUCGCGACCACAGCGGCAAAAAAGCCAGACAAUAUUUGGCGGCACAAGAAGCCGCAGUCAGUCAAGAUACCUUUCGAAAAAUAAAAGCAAGGAAAAAGCACACAGAGAAAGAUCUUGGUUUCCUGCGAAUUGGCUCCCUGAACGUCCGCGUGAAACGUACGACGGAGGCGUUCAGCCAAUUCUUGGGUGUAGCAACUAGUACCAACAACGAGAAAAUCCACAAAACUUGGGGCUCUGCUGACAACAUCCAGGAGCACAAAAUGAUGCCGCCGCCCAAGUACGCGCCGAUAAAAAAGCGCAAGAGCAGACGCGCCCAAGACUUUACGUCCCGUCAUCAAGCCAUAAGCCAGCCGAGUACCCCGUUACCACAGAACAAGGGUGUCGUCGCCAACAAAAGCCCUAAACUUAAAAAUAAACGGCCGUCUUCCACAACCGCAGUUACUCAAACAACAGCACCUGCAAUAACGCACGACUCCGAUUCUGAUGGCGCAUGUGGGUUCGAUUCCGCUUGGCGUGGAUCCGCCCAAUUAUGAAAAUAUUUAUAUCUAUUUUAUUUAUUUAUUAUUAUUAUUGUCAAUUCUUUAUUUAUGUCAACUUUAAUCCUUCCACUCGUAUGAGAUUAUUAAUAAUUACUAUUAAUUAACCUAAAUAUUGAGAGAUAUUGUAGUUGAAAUUCUAGAUUAUUGAAUUUGUAGAUGUACAAAUUUUUAGGGCAAUUCUGUCUACUAAUAGAAUCAAGUAAAGAAAAUUUUUUAUCAAGCAAAUAAAUAAAUAAAUAC